CACCAUGGCGGCAGGUGUAGCAGCGUGGCUGCCCUUUGCAAGGGCAGCGGCCAUCGGGUGGAUGCCUGUGGCUUCGGCGCCUAUGCCGGCUCCCCCAAGGCAGGAGAGAAAAAGGACUCAAGAUGCUCUAAUUGUGCUGAAUGUGAGUGGUACCCGUUUCCAAACAUGGCAGGACACCCUGGAACGCUAUCCAGACACUCUGCUGGGCAGUUCAGAGAGGGACUUUUUCUACCAUCCAGAGACUCAGCAGUAUUUUUUUGACCGUGACCCAGACAUCUUCCGUCAUAUCCUGAAUUUCUACCGCACUGGGAAGCUCCACUAUCCUCGCCAUGAGUGCAUCUCUGCUUAUGAUGAAGAAUUGGCCUUCUUUGGCCUCAUCCCAGAAAUUAUUGGCGACUGCUGUUAUGAGGAGUACAAGGAUCGAAGGCGAGAGAACGCAGAGCGCCUCCAGGACGACGCCGACACUGACAACACAGGAGAGAACGCGCUGCCCACGAUGACUGCUCGGCAGAGGGUCUGGCGGGCCUUUGAGAACCCCCACACCAGCACGAUGGCCCUGGUGUUCUACUACGUUACAGGGUUCUUCAUUGCCGUCUCAGUCAUCGCUAAUGUGGUUGAAACAGUGCCCUGUGGGUCUAGCCCAGGUCACAUUAAAGAACUGCCAUGUGGGGAGCGCUAUGCAGUGGCCUUCUUUUGCUUGGAUACUGCCUGCGUCAUGAUCUUCACUGUUGAGUACUUGCUUCGCCUAGCUGCAGCGCCCAGUCGUUACCGUUUUGUGCGUAGCGUCAUGAGUAUCAUAGACGUGGUGGCCAUUCUGCCUUAUUACAUUGGGCUAGUGAUGACAGACAAUGAGGAUGUUAGCGGGGCCUUUGUCACACUCCGAGUCUUCCGUGUCUUCCGGAUCUUUAAAUUUUCUCGCCACUCUCAAGGCCUGCGCAUCCUGGGGUACACACUGAAGAGUUGUGCAUCCGAAUUGGGCUUCUUGCUCUUCUCUCUCACCAUGGCUAUCAUCAUUUUCGCUACAGUUAUGUUCUACGCAGAGAAGGGGUCUUCCGCCAGCAAGUUCACCAGCAUCCCUGCCGCCUUCUGGUAUACCAUCGUCACCAUGACAACACUAGGGUAUGGUGACAUGGUACCAAAAACCAUAGCAGGAAAGAUUUUUGGAUCCAUCUGCUCACUGAGUGGGGUCUUGGUCAUUGCUCUGCCUGUUCCAGUGAUUGUGUCCAACUUCAGCCGGAUCUACCACCAGAAUCAACGAGCAGACAAACGGAGAGCACAAAAGAAAGCCAGACUCGCCAGGAUCCGGGCAGCAAAGAGCGGAAGUGCAAACGCUUACAUGCAAAGCAAACGGAAUGGCUUACUCAGUAAUCAACUGCAGUCCUCUGAGGAUGACCAGGCCUUUGUGAGCAAAUCUAGCUCCAGCUUUGAAACCCAGCACCACCACCUGCUUCACUGCCUGGAAAAAACCACGAAUCACGAGUUUGUGGAUGAACAAGUCUUUGAAGAAAGUUGCAUGGAGGUUUCGACUGUCAACCGUCCUUCAAGUCACAGCCCCUCUCUCUCUUCACAACAAGGAGUCACCAGCACUUGCUGUUCACGACGACACAAAAAAACUUUCCGCAUCCCCAAUGCCAAUGUAUCAGGAAGCCAUCGAGGCAGUGUGCAAGAACUCAGUACGAUUCAGAUCAGAUGUGUGGAGAGAAACCCGCUAUCUAACAGCCGAUCCAGUUUAAAUGCCAAAAUGGAAGAGUGUGUUAAACUAAACUGUGAACAACCUUAUGUGACUACAGCAAUAAUAAGCAUCCCAACACCUCCAGUAACCACUCCUGAAGGAGAUGACAGGCCAGAAUCUCCUGAGUACUCAGGGGGAAACAUUGUCAGAGUGUCUGCUUUGUAAGACAAUUGGAAUCAGGUCUAGGAGAAUUUGAGCCCUGGCUGUGGAAAGAAUACCAAUGUGGAAGAAAGAAGAAAAAAAUAAACCAUGUGCAGAUGAAAACAGCAAAGCAAGAAGGUUGGUAGUGAAAUAAAAACAAAGCUUCCAAACUAGAGGAUGGAAAUAAAACCACCAAAUGGCAUUUCUUUAGCGUUUGACCUGUUGUCCAGAGGAAUGGUCUGUGGCCCUUUGGCUUUGUGAAUGAGCACAAUGAAAUGCCACCUACUGAUGCUUCUUAUGACCAGAACUCUUUUUUAAUAAAAUAAAUCUUUGAACCUAAUGUUCCAGUUGAAUGCAAAACAAAAAAAAAUGCGAAAAACAUUUUGAUAAAAAUUUUUCCUGUUAAAACCAUGAGCAUUGGCUAUGAUGAAGAUUAUUGCAUAUUAAAAAAAAACUCAUGCAACACAUUUGUAUUAACUGAAGGAAACCAUCAUAAUGCAUGCUAGAAUUCUUUGGAGCAGUGAUCUCAGUUUCCUUAUGUUGUCUUCAGAAUAGGCAUGAUAAACUAUAAUUGUAGAAAGGGGAAUUUCUGUUCACCUACAACAAGCUGAUUAUUCAUGUUCCAUGGUGGGCUGUACAAAUAAACUCCUUUUAGAACUGCAGCAUUUCUCGUGGGGAUGCUCAAUAAUAAAUCAAAAGUGUUCAGAUAGUUCAGUAUUAAUUAUCAUUUCACUUUGCACCUAGAUACUGUUACAACUGCAAUAAGUCAUUGUACACCUGUUGUAUCAGGAAUCAGGAUUUUUGUUGUUAUACUUUCCAGAUCUUCAUAAAUACAGUAAGAGCCACUUUCAUAGAAAAAUUUCUAGUGUGGCCAGGUUUUAGAUAAGGUUUUAAUGGAAAACUCUUGUGUCGUAAAUGUUCUUCAGUAAUAUUCUUUGGUCCACUGUGUUCCCGUGACCGUGCAUUUCUUGUUCCUGUGUCUCUCCAGCACCUUCCUAAUGGGUUUAUCAUCAUCAACUGGACUAAUGUUUUAUAGUUCAAAUGACUUUCCUACUUUUGUAUUCCCUAACAGAUCAUCCUGUAAGUAGAUUGUCAUCAUCAAUCCUCUUGUGAAAAAUUAGAAAAAAAGGAGCUGACUCUAAUGAAUUAUCUCUAACUUCUUUGCUGUCACAGGAAAGCGCAAAUAAUGGACAUACCACUGUAUGUUUCACUAGAAGAGUGUGCUGGGACUAUCAUCACAGGAUCAGUGUUCCCAGAAUCUCACUUGGUGUAUUAUUUAUUUUGCUUUAGAACUCAAAUAAGUUUUGAGAAUAAUUAAUGUGAAUCUAAGUGCAGAGAUAAACUGAAGUGCUUUACGUAACAAUAUUUGACAAAAGCAUGCCUUCUACACCACUGGAGAAGGCAGCACAAAUUUAUCUCAGAAAAGUUCCCGUAUACUGCAAGGAGCUAUUUUCUCCAUUUAAUCAGGAGGACAGCAGUUUGAUGAUGCAAAGUUGAUCUCUAUGUACACUUAAGUGAAAAGUCUCUAUGCUUUUUCACCUUUAAAAUAUAUCAGCAGACAGGUCUGCACAUGACUGUGUAAAAAAGUUUUAUGUCAAAUGAAAAGUUUUGUUCAUUCCAAACCACCAGUGUAAGGAAUCAAGUUUGGCUUCCAUACAUGGGAAGAGUUAAUAAUUAUCCCUCUACUGUAAAGAUUUUUAAAUGCCUAUCCUAAUUUAUCAUAAAAAGGAAUUAAUCCACCUAUUUUCAAAUAAAGCCAGAUAUUCGUGCUUCCCAUUUCUAGAAUAGCUUCUAGAACAAUACCAUGCACACAGUAGAUUUUAAUAAACAUUUGAUGAGUGAAAAUAAGAUAAACUCUCUCUCUUGGGAAGAACUGGCUUUAUUUCUAGUAUGUCUUUUAAAAAGUUACUAACCUUCCUGGAGUGUGAAUAUUAACAAUUAUAUUAACACCUGCCUCAUGUCACUUUGUGCUUCUAGAGCAAAUAUAUAGUGAAACUUCUUUGAUGGCAUUUGUUGAAGAACUUUUUUAAAAGUAGACUGAAGGAACCACAAUCAGGAAUACUUAGGUCUUCUGAUUCCCAAUGAGAACUUCUAUUUUCAUGUUCUGAGUAUUACAUUUAAAAAAUGCAGUUCAGUUAGGUUAUUUCAGUUGACAAUUCUGCCUCCUUUUCAACUUAUCAUUUAUCCCAAACUAUUACUUUGUUUAGACUUUUGGAAAAGAAAAAAACUUUUUGGUGUUUUAGGUGAUUUAAAAAUAUACUGUGUUGGUGGUGAAUGACUAUUGAUGACUGUGUUAAGUGCAUCUGUAUUGUAAGUGAAAUGUAAUUAUUUCUGUGUACCAUAUGGAGUAACCAAGGUCAUUGUUUUUGACAAUUUUGUUUGAAAUUCAUAUAUCUUAUUUUAAAGGAUAGCAUAAUACCUGCAUUAUGCUGGAAAAAAAUAGACCUUUGGAGAAUACUUAAAUAAAACAUGUGCAUGCUUGA
Molecule: messenger RNA, 4356 nt
Organism: Phyllostomus hastatus (greater spear-nosed bat)
Lineage: Eukaryota; Metazoa; Chordata; Mammalia; Chiroptera; Phyllostomidae
Gene: KCND2
Product: potassium voltage-gated channel subfamily D member 2
Exons: 6
Coding region: 5-1897 (630 amino acids)
Biological process (GO): protein homooligomerization; potassium ion transmembrane transport
Cellular component (GO): voltage-gated potassium channel complex; membrane
Molecular function (GO): protein binding; A-type (transient outward) potassium channel activity; voltage-gated monoatomic ion channel activity involved in regulation of postsynaptic membrane potential
Source: RefSeq, a predicted model, not a curated record